This is a messenger RNA of Thamnophis elegans (Western terrestrial garter snake), 4529 nucleotides long. RefSeq names its product zinc finger protein OZF-like. Lineage: Eukaryota; Metazoa; Chordata; Lepidosauria; Squamata; Natricidae. The transcript is spliced from 3 exons. Gene Ontology annotation, biological process: negative regulation of transcription by RNA polymerase II. The coding region runs from base 1123 to 3174 and encodes 683 amino acids. Gene Ontology annotation, molecular function: RNA polymerase II cis-regulatory region sequence-specific DNA binding; DNA-binding transcription repressor activity, RNA polymerase II-specific. The record is from RefSeq and is a predicted model, not a curated record.
AGAUUUUGUGCCCAUUAAGAAAUCCAGGCCAGCCUAUUCACAAAGAAAAAACCUUCAGCUCCAGUUGAUGGGAUUAAAAUUUGCCUUCCCCCACCCAAAUUCUAAGGACAGGAUUUUUAAGGACCUUUUAGGAUACAAUGGAUGGAAACUGAUCAAAGAGAGAUUCGAGGAAUCGAAAAGGACCUGCUGCCAUGGAAUCUCUGAAAACAUCUUCCAAAUACCUUGAUGGAGAUUGGACAAGUGUGCGUUUCCACCUCCUGUCGCUAGAUGGCGGUCAGGCAACAUCUGUGCCUAGAAAGCCAUCUACACCAUCCUUGCGUUUAAAAAAGGAGUUUUAAACCAUUGCUAGAAAGGAUAGGAGGAGAGAAGCGCAGAGGAACUUCCUCUUCCGGAUGACUCAUGGGAGGAAGGAGGUGUGCUGGGCGGCUCUUCCAAGUUUGAAGUUUAAUAACAUUUGUAUGCUGCCCAAUCCAGAGUCGAAGGAUCGAACCAGCAGCUGGAAGACAAAGAGGAUGGCAAUAUGAGCAUGCUGAACAAUUGAGGAAAACAAGCAACAUUGAAAAAGAAAACAAAUCAGUCCAGAAAUCAAAAUGUUUUCCACUUCCUCCAGAAAAACACACAAUUCUUCACCUUCCGGACAAAGAAGAUAGCAAUAGGAGCAUUCUGGACACUGAGGAUAACAAGCAACAUUGAAAAGGAAAACAAAUCAGUCUAGAUAUCAAAGUGUUUUCCAUUUCCUUCAGAGAGCCACACAAUUCUCCAACUUCCUCCGCAGGUGAGAGAGAAACGAGAGAAAAUCUAGAAGAGAUUUCUAGCUGGGAAACGGAGAGUGUGAAUUCAAGCAUAUAUUACAUGAAUGGUCAAGGGAGAUUAUUUUUCCAUUCAGCAAAAGAGGGAAAUAUCUGGAAGUUACUGGGGAGGAAAAGGACAAUUGGAAAACCACGUAGAGCAGACAGUGUGACAAGCAUUGCUCUGGGAGGAAGAAAACGGCUUGAAACAAAACACCACCAAACAAGGGACCAUCCAUAUUUUUAAUGUCUUCGGGAAUAUGAGUUGUGGAAAAGCUCCUUAGACGUGCCAGUUGUGUGAAAGAUACAACUUGCAAAUCAUAGUUGAUUAUGCAUGAGAGGAUCCAGACUGGAGAAAAGCCAUACGAAUACUCUGAAUGUAGCAAAACCUUUGGUCACAACAACUCCGUUUUGUUUCAUGGAAGGACCCACACAGGACAGAAGCCCUAAAAGUGCUCCCAAUGCGAUAAAUGCUUUAGCAAGUAUGGCAACGUGGACUCACACCAAGGAGAAAUUGUUUGAAUGUCCUGAAUGUGGGAAAUGUUUCUGUGAUAAAUCCAGCCUGGUUACACACCAGAGAACUCACGCAGGAGAGAAACACUUUGAGUGUCCUGAUUGUGGGAAAAGUUUCAGUCAAAAUUCUCAUCUCGUUUUACACCAGAGCACUCACACAGGAGAGAAACCCUUUCAAUGUCCUGAUUGUGGGAAAAGUUUCAGUACUAAUUCCAACCUGGUGACACACCAAAGGACUCACACAGGAGAGAAACCCUUUCAAUGUCCUGAUUGUGGGAAAAGUUUCAGUACUAGUUCCAACCUGGUGACACACCAAAGGACUCACACAGGAGAGAAACCCUUUGAGUGUCGUGAUUGUGGUAAAAGUUUUAGUCACAAUUCCAGCUUGGUGAUACACCAGAGGACUCAUACAGGAGAAAAGCCCUUUAAAUGUCCUGAUUGUGGGAAAAGCUUCAGUAACAAUUCUAACCUGGUGAUACACAGGAGGAGUCACACAGGAGAGAAACCCUUUGAAUGUCCUGAUUGUGGGAAAAGCUUCAGUAACAAUUGUAACCUGGUGAUACACAGGAGGAGUCACACAGGCGAGAAACCCUUUGAGUGUCCUGAUUGUGGGAAAAGUUUCAGUCGAAAUUCUCAUCUCGUUUUACACCAGAGCACUCAUACAGGAGAGAAACCCUUUCAAUGUCCUGAUUGUGGGAAAAGUUUUAGUCAGCUUUCCAACCUGGUGAAACACCAAGGGACUCACACAACAGAGAAACCCUUUCAAUGUCCUGAUUGUGGAAAAAGUUUUAGUCAAAAUUUCAGCCUGGUGACACACCAGAGGACUCACACAGGAGAGAAACCCUUUGAAUGUUCUGAUUGUGGUAAAGGUUUUAGUCACAAUUCCAGCCUGGUGAAACACCAGAGGACUCACAAAGGAGAGAAACCCUUUCAAUGUCCUUAUUGUGGUAAAAGAUUUAGUCAGAAUUCCAACCUGUUGGCACACCAAAGGACUCACACAGGAGAGAAACCCUUUCAAUGUCCUGAUUGUGGUAAAAGAUUUAGUCAAAAUUUCAGCCUGGUGACACACCAGAGGACUCACACAGGAGAGAAACCCUUUGAAUGUUCUGAUUGUGGUAAAGGUUUUAGUCACAAUUCCAGCCUGGUGAAACACCAGAGGACUCACAAAGGAGAGAAACCCUUUCAAUGUCCUUAUUGUGGUAAAAGAUUUAGUCAGAAUUCCCACCUGUUGGCACACCAAAGGACUCACACAGGAGAGAAACCCUUUCAAUGUCCUGAUUGUGGUAAAAGAUUUAGUCAGAAUUCCAACCUGUUGGCACACCAAAGGACUCACACAGGAGAGAAACCCUUUGAAUGUCCUGAUCGUGGUAAAGGUUUUAGUCACAAUUCCCACCUGUUGGCACACCAGAGAACUCACACAGGGGAGAAACCCUUUGAGUGUCCUGAUUGUGGUAAAGGUUUUAGUCACAAUUCCAGGCUGGUGAUACACCAAAGGACUCACACAGGGGAGAAACCCUUUGAGUGUCCUGAUUGUGGUAAAAGUUUUAGUCACAAUUCCAACCUGGUGAAACACCAGAGAACUCACACAGGAGAAAAACCCUUUGAAUGUUCUGAUUGCGGAAAAAGUUUCAGUCAGAGUUCCAGCCUGGUGACACACCAGAGAACUCACACAGGAGAGAAACCAUUUGAGUGUCCAGACUGUGGGAAAGAUUUCAGUAUUAGGACUACCCUUCUAAAUCAUAUGCUUAUACACACAGGGGAGAAACCAUUUGAGUGUGCCGAAUGUGGAUGGUGCUUCAGGAGAAAUUCCACCCUUAUUGCACACAAGAAAAUUCACAUGAGGCCCCAAGUGAUGAGUGUAGAAAAGAUUUGAAUUUCAUUUCUAAAGUCCCUCUGUAAAUCCAACUGAGAAAUUGACUAUUUAAUUUGAGUACAAAGAAUUUGCCUAAUUUUUUAUAGGCAAAUAUGUAAUGGCAUUAAACUGGAAGGAGGAAGGAAAAAAUGGCAACAUAUUAGUGUGAUAAUGCCUACCUGGUCAUUAGCAGCAGAACUUGCUGGAUAUGGGUAGUUCUUGGGUUACGAAUGUAGUGGAUCCUACCCAUUCCAUCCGAAACUUGAGAAGUUAUGGGAGUGAAUCUCUUACAUUGAACGACAUCACUCCCUGCUUUCGCCCACACGGUCAUUGCUUUCUUGCUCCAGAUCAGCUUGACAAGGCAUCUGGCGCCAAUAAAGCAGCCCUGAGAGGCUGUGCGCGACUUCUUAGGGUUGCUUUCUCAUUGGCAAAUCACUUGAGGAUUGCGUUCCUGUAGGCUUUGGCAGCCCUUUGCAAAAAGCCUUUGCCUGUAGGAACAGGUACUUCGUAGGGACACACCCCACUCCUCCCAAGCUCAGUUGGUGGCAACAAAGGCAGUUUGCAAAGGGCUGCUGAGGCCCUUUGGGAAUGCAAUCUCCCAGCAGGCCUUGGCAAGGAAACGGCAAAUGGAGGGAAGGCCUGAAAGACUGAAGUCUUCCCUCCAUUUGCAAACGUCCAUGCCUCAAUUCACAGAGAAUAGAUCCCUAAAGUGUGAGAUUACUCAAGACUACUGACCUUGUGUGAUCUCGCGGUACGUUAGGCCUCUGUCCUCUGAAUGCAGGCAAAUAAAGCACAACAGAGAGAUCUUUGCAAGGUAAGUCACUCUCCACAGGCAAAAUGCCUGUGAAGACUCAGCUGGGGUUGGGAGAAUAGGGGUGAAUAUAACAGAGCCUCUGCGGUCGUUCGUAAGGAUGAACAACAGUCGUGGUGCUCCAGUAUUCAUAAUUUCGGGAUUUGUUUGUAAAUGCUGGGGGGAAGGGGGGGCUUAUCGUGUAACUUUGAACAUUUGCUAAGAGAACACUUGUAACCCAAGGAUUACCUAUAUUUAUUUUUGUAGAAAUUGUAAAAAUCUUUUUGGAGUGGUUGCUGCCAAGGAUUUAGGAUCAAAGAGUUUCAGUGGGUGAGAGAUUAAAGGAAGCCAACUUCAUUGGUGCUGGCCAGAGAUGCUUCCAAGAACACCCAUGCUAAAUGUCUUGUGCGUCUGUAACUUUGCAUACACAGAAGUUUUCAUUAGGUCAAAGAGGGAAAAUCACAGAACCAGCAGGUCUUGAAAAGCGGGGCUUGGGAAGAGGGGAUGACUGUCUAUAUAUGCUGAGAGAAAUGUUUCCAAAAGGCAUUUCAAAAGGUUGGAAGAAAGAUUGGUAAUACAGAUGUGC